Miscanthus lutarioriparius is the source of this 918-nucleotide messenger RNA. The record is from the annotation of a GenBank genome assembly. Lineage: Eukaryota; Viridiplantae; Streptophyta; Magnoliopsida; Poales; Poaceae.
AUGGCGCAGGUGAGCAUCGUGACGGCGGCGAGGAGGGAGCUGGCGGCCGACGCGCUGAACCCUGACGCCAGGGAUUUCCUCCCGUGGUGGCGCCUUGGGGGCAGCAGGAAGCAGCUCUCGGUCGACGCUCCAGAGUUCAUCCCGACCACCUGGGGGAAAGCGGCGGCGGCUGCCGCCGCCCGCGGUGUGGUGAUAGCCCGCCCAAACAAAGCCGGCACGGGGAGAGCAGCGAGGAGACCUGCAAACAAUAGUCGGCAAGAUGCAUACACACCGAGGAAUGCAUUUUUCAAGUCUCACAGGUCUCAGUGGGAUGAAACUGUGAAAAGAACAAUCUUUGUCAAAUAUAUUGAUCACAUUGUCACUGAGGAAACGCUGGCUGGUAUAUUUCGGUUGUUUGGGACUGUGGUGGAUUGCCGCAUUUGUGGACACCCCGCUUCUGGUGAUGGUCUCAGGUUUGGAUUUGUAGAGCUUCAACAUGAGGAUGAAGCACUUGCUUCGUUAGAUCUUGAUGGAACCAUUAUUGGCAUAAACUCUGUGAGCGUUUCACGCUCAAGGACUGCAAUCUGCCCUAUUAACCCCAAGUUCCUUCCUCAGUCUGAAGCUGAGUGGGAGACCUGCUUGAGGACUAUAUAUUGCACCAAUAUCAGCAAAAUUGUCACAAGUAGUAAUCUGAAAGCUUUUUGUGAGGCAUAUUUUGGCAAGGUUUGCCGCCUUAAGCUUCUGGAUAAUGAAGAUCGCUCCACAAAUAUAGCUUUUAUUGAGUUUGCUGAGGUUGAUGGUGCUAUUGCUGCUCUUAUGUCCGGCGGCAUUUACGUGGAUGGCAUUCCUAUCAGGAUGUGCCCAUCCAAGAGCCCGAUAAGGACCUAUUGCUUUGGGAGCCCAACUGCGCUGGAAGGUUCAUUGGUGGAUACUAGCUAG